UUCAGUAGGUCAAAUAUGGAAGUCAAACAUCACAACACAACAGUAAUCCUACGGCUGCAAAUCACUUCCCCUUUAUAAAAACCCUAAAAAAUCACAAAUAAAUAUCAAUUCCUCCAAAAAGAAAAUAAAAAAAAAUAUCUCACAAUUCUCUUCUCGCUCUUUACAAAAUGGAACCCAACGAUAGCCAGCACCACCACCUCAGCUCCUACUUCACCACCACCACUCCCACCACCACUACCCCCUCGCCGACCAAUGGCCUUCUGCCACCGCCUCCCAAUUCCACUACCGAUAGUGGUGGGGGGCCCCAUAUGGUCUACCCUCUCUCCGUGGGUCCAUCUUCGGCCGCAGUCACCACUGCACCAGCGGAGCCCGCCAGGAGGAAGCGAGGUCGGCCGAGGAAGUACGGGACGCCAGAGCAAGCUCUGGCAGCAAAGAAAACCGCGUCUUCUUCGAAUUCUGUUCACAAGGAGAAGAGGGAAGGCGCUUCUUCGUCGUCUCCUUCUUACUCGGGUUCCUCCAGGAAAUCUCAACAGUUGUUUGCUCUUGGCAAUGCUGGGCAGGGUUUUACUCCACAUGUUAUAACUGUAGCUGCUGGUGAGGAUGUAGCUCAGAAACUUAUGAUGUUCAUGCAACAAAGUAGGCGUGAGAUGUGUAUUUUGUCUGCAUCUGGUUCAAUCUCAAAUGCAUCCCUCCGCCAGCCAGCGACUUCUGGAGGCAACAUUACAUAUGAGGGUCGAUUUGAUAUCAUUUCUCUGUCUGGAUCAUAUGUGCACACUGAUAUUGGAGGGAGAACAGGUGGGCUCAGCGUAUGCCUUUCUAAUACAGAUGGUCAGAUCAUUGGAGGAGGAGUUGGUGGACCCCUAACUGCUGGUGGCCCUGUUCAGGUCAUUGUUGGUACAUUUCUGCUUGACAACAAGAAGGAUGUUAACACUGGCGUGAAAGUUGAUGCUUCUGCCAGCAAGUUGCCUGCAGCAGUUGGAGGGGCGUCGAUGUCAAACAUUGGCUUCCGUUCUCCAGUUGAUUCAUCUUCUGGGAGGAAUCCAAUCAGGGGAAAUGAUGAUCCUCCAGCUAUGGGAGGAAAUCCUUUUAUGAUUCAUCCUCGGGGUAUGCAUGUGGCACCUUUGAGGUCCACAGAUUGGAGGAGUGGUCCGGAUACUAGAGUCAAUUCCGGUUAUGAUUUGACAGGAAGAUUAGGCCAUGGAGCGCACCAAUCUCCUGAAAAUGGGGACUAUGAACAACUUCCAGACUAGGAGAUUAGUUUUAGGGCUUCAAACACCAUUUUCCGGUCUCUCCCUCCCUAAAUGACUCAGGUACUUUGACAAGAGAAAUACAUGUACAAACUUUUUUCAUCUCCUGUGGACUGUAACAUCGUAUAUCUGUACAGGUUACUUGCACUAUUUAACUCUUUGUUAACUCUAUUUAACUCUUUGUUAACUCAUGCUUUUCUAUCCUCUAAAUUAGAAGUGUUGGCCUUGUUAAUAUCUUGGCCUGUACAUAUUAUUGAAA
Hevea brasiliensis (rubber tree) is the source of this 1506-nucleotide messenger RNA. Its product is annotated as AT-hook motif nuclear-localized protein 14. Bases 168 to 1250 code for a protein of 360 amino acids. The transcript is spliced from 6 exons. Lineage: Eukaryota; Viridiplantae; Streptophyta; Magnoliopsida; Malpighiales; Euphorbiaceae. The record is from RefSeq and is a predicted model, not a curated record. Gene Ontology annotation, molecular function: minor groove of adenine-thymine-rich DNA binding.